AUGGCUGAUAGUAAACAGUCUUCACCUGGAAAUGAAGAUGUGAACAGCUCAACAGUAAACCAAUUAAAUGUUAUUAAAAGUAACAGCAGAGUAAUUACAGGAUUCAUCACAAGAUACAUUCUAAACACCACGACUGUAAUUAAUGAGGAAAGACCGAAACGAGAAUCAUUUGGAGAAAAAGACAAAAGUAAACCUCACAAAACUAUAUUACUGGUUGGAGAAACAGGAACAGGAAAAUCAACUGUCAUCAAUGCCAUGGUCAGCUACAUGCUGGGGGUCAAAUGUAAUGACAAAAUUUGGUGUGAGAUUAUCGAGACAAAAGGAAACCAAACAGAUUCUCAGACAAAUGCAGUUACAGUUCAUGAUGUGUUUAGUGAGGCAAGUCCGAUCUCUCUUACCAUCAUUGAUACUCCUGGAUUUGGAAGCACAAAGGGAAAAGAAGAAGAUUUAAAAACUGCAGAAACCUUACAGAUGCUGUGUCAAUCAGAAAUCAGUGAAAUCAAUGCACUGUGUCUGGUUGUAUCAUCACAUGCUGCACGGCUCACUAAAACACAGCUGUAUAUUUUUAAUGUGUUUUUAACAGUUUUCGGUAAUGAUGUUGAAAAAAACAUUGUUGUGUUUGUAACACAUGCCCCAAGAAAACCCUGGAAUACCAUUAAUGCCAUUAAGGAGUCAAAAGUACCAUGUGCAAAGAAAGAUAAUGGAGAUCCUGUUUAUUUCAGGUUUGACAACUUUCAUUACAUGUAA
Trichomycterus rosablanca is the source of this 747-nucleotide messenger RNA. RefSeq lists its product as uncharacterized. Bases 1 to 747 code for a protein of 248 amino acids. The record is from RefSeq and is a predicted model, not a curated record. The transcript has 3 exons. Gene Ontology annotation, molecular function: GTP binding. Lineage: Eukaryota; Metazoa; Chordata; Actinopteri; Siluriformes; Trichomycteridae.